AUGGACUGUGGAGAUAUUAGUAGUAAAGAAAGCGAGGAAAUAAUGAAAUCAUCAAAGAAAAUGCUUGCAACAAGUGAAUGUCCUAAAUUUCAUGAAGUUGAUGAUAGUGAUUGAGAUGAAAACGAAAUUUCCAGCAAUAGUCAAAUUGAAAUUGAAAUCAAAAAGAAAAGACCUAACAGUGCUCUUAAGCAAGGCAAUCCGAUAAGCAAGCCAACAUUUAAAAGCUUCAAAACAAUGAGGAAAUUUCAGUCAACAAACAACAUCAAUUCCGAUGAAUGACAACAAAGAAAGGUGACCUUGGAAGAUAUACAGUCUGAAUCAUGGAAUUCGAGUGAGAGUGAGCUGGAACAGGAACAGGAAUCUCUUAAGAAGGAGCAGGAGAGCAAACCUCCUUUCCAACCUAAACAGCUGGGGAACUUAAUAACUCUGAGAAGGGAAUAUUUGGAGAGGAGUAAAGAUACAGCAACAAUAGUACACACUUUCGACCAAGGAAGAAUACUUGAAAUAAAAUAAGCCACAACCCAAAUUAGAGAAGAAAAAGCUUGAAAAAAUCAAGAUUGAUAUGAUCAGAGAGCUUAAUGACGAUCCAAAGACAAAACAUCUCAGUAUUGUCCAGAAAAAGACCCUUGUCGAGAAGCAAUUUUGCAAUGAAAUCGGAAAGAAAGAGAUAAAAGUAUCCCCUGAGAUCAUCAAGGAAGAGCAAAAUUCUACGCUCAAGAACAUGAGGAAGGACUUGAAGCGGCUCUCUACUAUCCUAAGAAUCAACCAAAAGGACUUCAGUAAAGUAAAAUAAAAACAUACUAUCCAGCCCAAAGUAUAGGGAAAAAGAGUCUCAGGAUUUAUCGAAUGAAGAUGGCUUGUCCCAUAGAGGCAUGAGGUUGGAGGGAAAUGGAAGCUUAGGUGAAGAGGGGGAUAAUAAGUCAGAAGGGAAUUUUAGAAGGGAUGCAAGUAGCAAAAAGUGAAAUUUAAGUAUGGUUAAAAGAACUCUUGCAUUGAAGAGAAAAGUGACCUGAAAUGUCGAGAAUAUUAAUAAGAAGAGCUUCAGGCCUCCUUUCAUUUCGCUGAAAUCCAUCAGAAUUCGUAGAGGUAAGGAGAAAGAAAGAUCGAAUGUUGAUAUUCAUGAAUGUUUACGCCAAGACCCAUCCAGUAGAAGCGUUCUAAAGGAUCGAAAUAUUAGCAAAGAAAAUAUAAAAAUUGAGACUCUAUCAAUGCGGAAAGUUCUCUCGCCCAUCCCUAAGCAGAAAUACCACAGCUUAGCUGCUUUCAGAGAGGGAGAAUUAAUGACAAUGAACAUCACUCAGCUAUUUCAUGAGUUGAAAUAAAUUAGUGAAUAGUGCAUAUUCAGAUCAAAAUAGAAACAAUGCUCUUGACUCAGAUAAGAAGUUAGCAGCACUGAAAACUGCAGUAAACCUUCUUGAAGAAUACAAUGAACUCCGUUGUAAGAUAAAGCGCGAGCUUACUUCAGCAUACGACGAAAAUCGACCUAAGAGCAAGAGUCUUAAUGUUGACAUGAAAUUGUCUCAAAAAUUGGCAGAUAUUUCCAGCCAAAUUGAAACAUCAAUUAUGCCCUUUAGCUGCGAGUACAGUGUUAUCCUAGAUGUGAUCAAGCACAUCAAAGUGAGAAGAAAGGCAAAGCAGAUGAAAUCAAAUAAGCCAUCUAUCAAAGGAUCCCAUUUAAGAAAUAUUAGCUUCAACAACAACUCGUUGACUUCUGAGUUACACCGAAAAAGAUGUGGCAAGAAUAAGAAAAAGAGGAUCUUCAGUAAUGACAGAGUUAUUGAUAAACUCCCACUAGUCCAGAGCAACUUUAAAAGAUGAGCUAGCCCCUCUAAGCCGCUUGAAAGUUCAUUAAUGUCACUUAAAAGUCCAAUGAAGCCUAAUAAGAAUUCAAAAAUGGGGAAUCUUGAUAUUCCUAUUAUAAAGACACAGAAAGGCUCAAGCUCCUCACCUAAAAAGAACAGGAGAAGGGCUCCUCGAAGGAACCAAAAGAUGAGCAAAAUUGAUGUUUUGGCAAAGAUGGACAAGGGAAAAAUCUCAAGGAAAUCAAACCUGACUGCAAUGAAGAUCAACCAGACAAUUAUUGGCAAAAUUCAGAAUGCCAAAGAAAAUCUGAACCAAACUUUUAACACAGAAAACAUGAAGAGAAGAAUUAAUAGACGCAAGAUUAUUAAUACGAUCAAAAGUGGAUUUAAGAGGAAGAAUAAUAGUGCUUCCAGGAUGCCAGCUCUGAAGAUACCCAAAGAAGUAAGAUUAGGUGCUAUGCUUUCAGCUAAGAAAGCACCUAGGAAGACUAGGAAGUCUUCCAGAAAUGUCUUGAAGGAACGCUGAAUUAGUGAAGGGGCUAGAAGCCCCUUGGUCUUUGCAUCAAAUCACAAGAAGAAUAAGCUCAGGAAGCUUGAUAAGGCUACUCUUGGUCUCAUGGAAAGAAAAUAUCUCUGUGUUUCUUCUUAAAUAUUAGGAAUUUUAUACAUUUUUGCUAAAUUUGCA
Moneuplotes crassus is the source of this 2487-nucleotide messenger RNA. The record is from the annotation of a GenBank genome assembly. Lineage: Eukaryota; Ciliophora; Spirotrichea; Euplotida; Euplotidae.